Messenger RNA from Colletotrichum phormii, 1008 nucleotides. RefSeq lists its product as uncharacterized. The coding region runs from base 187 to 720 and encodes 177 amino acids. The transcript has a single exon. NCBI's taxonomy places the organism in Eukaryota, Fungi, Ascomycota, Sordariomycetes, Glomerellales, Glomerellaceae. The record is from RefSeq and is a predicted model, not a curated record.
GGUGUAAUGGUGUAUUGUUUCUUAUCUGGGAGUUUUGAGGGUGCGGUCCACUUUGCCCGUCACCUCACAUUGUGAUGCCGUAGAUAUUCUUCAGCAGUGUGUGAAGCCCGAGAUAUAUCCAAGCAUAGCCCAGUAAAGCUCCUUACUCUCUAUUGAUUCUUUAUAUUGGGUAGUGAUCUUAACGGCAUGCAGAAAAACGUCCAACGGCGAUCAAUGGUGCAAUCCAGUCAGCAGCAACCCCUCGUAACCUCCAGACCACUGACCCCCACUGCUUGGUCACCACAUCAUCCACGCCGCACAUCGAACCAUCAUAAAAGAAUCCUAGAAAGGUGCCACGGCAUAAAAGGUAUCCGAAUCGUGGUACUCCGUAUACCAAGCUUACCCAUCCAGCCCCCCCGGGUAGCUCCUCGCACGCCAUCGCCGACAACCGAUGCCCCUCCCGUCUCACGGUCCCACUCACAUCGCCGACCUCCUCCGUCCCGCGCCGACUGCCGGCUGCCGAUCCCCGGGCUCAAAAAGACAAUUCAUCCUGGAGCAGCCUGGAGGAGUAAGGCGACCUAUGCUUGCUCCCUCGGGGUAUCGAGGCAUCGUGUUGAUCUCGUCGAAUAUCCCUCCGGCACUUUCUGGAUUACAAAUUUGCCGUGGUCCUCGGGGCUUGUUGAAGUUGUCUGGCAAAUGGCUGAACAUCUCCAAGACUGCCCACUCAUACCUCAUCCUUGAGCCCUUCGUCGUUGUAAACAAGUGUCGCAACAACGAGAAGGACGUUCAUUUACUUCUCGGGACCAGUAUCCAUCGGUGUCUUUGUUGGCACGCUGUAUAGCCUGCCUGCCGUGUCAAUGCUCUCUAGUGAAAGUAGAAGCACAAUUUGACGGGCAUCAAUCAUCUCGGUAAAAUGCUGCGCCACUCGAUAGGAUCAUCAGCGUUCUCACGCGCCUCGACCGGUGGGGUGCUCUGGACAGAAAUACAGAGCUGGUGGUGAGUCGUGAGCUGAACUACAUGUUUGAAAUG